Coffea arabica (coffee) is the source of this 1795-nucleotide messenger RNA. Lineage: Eukaryota; Viridiplantae; Streptophyta; Magnoliopsida; Gentianales; Rubiaceae. The record is from RefSeq and is a predicted model, not a curated record.
GUAUGGCUCCUUAAGAAGACUUGACAGAUUGGUAAAGCUGGUAUUAGUAGACUGCAAAAUGUGCGAAGACGCCCCUGCCCUUGGAAGGUUGCCUUCUCUUGAAUUUCUCGCGUUGGAUGGCCUAGAUAAGUUAACAUGCCUUGGACGUUCCUUCUAUGACAUGGACGAUCGCCGUGCAUCAAGAAACAACAGCAGCAGUGAAGUGUCAAACACAUUGUUUCCAGCUCUUAAAAGUCUCGUACUAUCAGAGAUGCCAAAUCUGAGAGAAUGGAUGGAUGCACAAGCUGAGUCAAGAAGAGAGAGUAAUGAAGAUGUUAAAGUGUUUCCCAUUCUUGAGGAUUUGACAAUUAAUAAGUGCUACCGCCUGGUCAACGCUCCAAGCAAUUUUCCAAGUCUGAAGAGUUUGAAAAUUCAGAAGAUUGACAAGCUUCAGCCAGUGAAAAAGAUUUGCAGCAAUGCAACCAACCUCUCAGCUGUCUGGAUCAAAGGGAUGGCAGAUCUCACUCAUGUUCAAGAUGUUUUGAAUGGCUUGAACCUUCAGUCACUGAUACUAGAAAAAUGCCCCGAAUUAGUUGACAUACAUGGCUGUGGAACUUCACUUAGAGCUUUGAGCAUCCUUGAAUGUGAGAAUAUAAGAAAAUUGCCAGAAGAUCUCCAUCAAUUACAAAAUUUGGAUUCUUUGGUUGUUAUGGGUUGCCAUAAUUUGGAGACAAUUCCAAUUCCUAGUGGACAUAAAGGCCUGACCUCCCUCAAAGAUUUGAGAAUCGGUUAUUGCAACGGGUUAACUAGUCUUCCAGCUGAAAUGCUGGAGGCUCGUUCAUCUCUCUUGUCUCUGAUGGUGUGUAAGUGCCCCAACCUUGUCUCCUUUCCAAUUGAUUUGCGGCAAAUGCCAUCUCUUGUUUCAUUAGCAUUGUUCGGGUGUCCAAAGCUGACCACUAUUCCUAAAGGACUAGAUCAGGUUUCCAGCUUGAGUAUGUUGCAUGUUGGUCCCUUCUUUGAUUCCCACACGGAGAAUGAAUGGUUAUCAGCAUUGGCUUCCUCUUCUGUUCAGAAACUAUCAUUGGUUGGUCAACCUCAAUCAGCCUCCCUGCCGGUACAGCUUCAAUACCUUACUAGCCUGACAGCACUAGGUCUACAUGGUUUUGGAGCGGAAGUUUUACCAGACUGGUUGGGGAAUCUUGCAUCACUUGAGGAACUACGGCUAGAUGGUUGUGAAAAGCUUCAGCAUUUACCUUCCACUGCUGCCAUGAGGCGCCUCACCAAAUUAAAAUUCCUGGGAAUUUUUGGUUGUUCUCUCCUACAGAAAAAUUUCACUCCUGGCGCUACAUCGGAGUGGCCCAAGGUUUCUCAUAUUUCCCAUGGGCACUUUGAGGACGAACCUAUUGGGGCUUACUGAAAUUUCAUUCUGUCUGAAAGAUUAAUGAAAACAGCAGAUGUUGCUCGAUUUCCAACCAGCAGAUCGCUGCAUGCAAGUUCCUAGCUUGUCAUUUCUUCUCGUUCUUGUGCUUUUCUGUUCAUGAAUUAUUUGUCUUUUAAAGUAGAUGCGCUGGAAAGAUGCACCUCUUGGAGCAGCCCCAACACUACAGAUUUCAUACUUCAAGUCUUAGCAGCUAUUCAUUCCAGAAAUGUGGAUUUCCUGAGUUCUAUCCUAUUGGGUCCCAAGCUAUUAAUUUCUCUUAUAACUUGAUUCUUGUAAAUGAUGUUUAAGGAUAGUUUUGAAAAACUCACAUGCGUUUUUGAAUGUUUAUCUACUACCCUUCCUAGCUAUCCAGUAUAAUUUGCUUUGCCUCCCACA